GUAGGUCUUGACAGUGAGUUACAGUGAAGGUUCAGUGCCUGGCACCUCAGUCAGGUCUUGACAGUGAGUUACAGUGAAGGUUCAGUGCCUGGCACCUCAGUCUGGUCUUGACAGUGAGUUACAGUGAAGGUUCAGUGCUAUAACAUGGAGACACAUCCCUCAGACUUACACUUCUCACAGCCUCCACAGAUUCUCCGGCCUCUCAUAGGCCUCCUCCUCCUCCUCCAGAUUUCCAGCGCCCUGGCCAGCAACCACAGCAAUGGAACUCUUCAGAUAUCCUCGUGUAACCAACCAGACUGCCUCAGGUGUGACCUAGAGACAGCAGAGUGUGUCAAGUGUCUGUACGUGAUCAUGGCCUCCUCCCGUGUGUGUCACUCUGCCUGUCCUCCUGGACACUCCAGCUCCUGGCCUCCGGACCCCCCUCUCAUGGGUCGUGUGUGUACAGAGCGCAGUGUGCUGGCACUGGUCUCAGGCCGUGACCUGAGCAUCAUUGCAGGCGCUGCUGUGGGCGGCGCAGUGUGCGUGGGCGUUAUUAUAGGCGCACUCCUCUACAUGCGCAGGCGCGCUAAACCCCAUCCAGACCAACCCCCACCAGACCACCCCCACCAUUACCCCCUCCCCAGGCUCUGGAGGGACAAGAGACCUAAGACCACAGAGGUAUCGGUGGCAGAUGAAGAGAGGGCAGAGUUCCUGCAGCAGCUAGAUGGACUCAGAGGAGAAGCUAGCAACUUUCUAGAGAUGCUGACCCAUACUAGGAACCGGUUCAGGACUCUCCGCGGACCUGACUCACCCACGGACACCAAGGCUAAGGCUUACAGAGCUGUGGUCCGCGACCUCUCUCGGGUCCUCACGCUACUGAACCGUCGUGAUGAACACAUACUGACGGUACCUGGUGACUGGAGGAGACUCCUGACCUGGGCCGCCAGAGUCCUAGCUAGAUACAAGAGGCAGAAAGCCAUUAAGGAAAGUGGAGAAUUACCGUCGCUAGAGCCCAUGAGUGUGAGUGGCACACUAUACCAGACACGACGGCAGGCACAGGCUGAGAGGUGCAGGCUGGUCACUCAGGCAGCUCCAGCAUCCUACACACAGAAUGCUCAUGUGUGCAGGGACUUCGAGGAUCAAGAUGAACUCUCCUUGUGCAGGGAUGACGUGCUGAGUGAGAGAGGAUCGAGGUCAUCCUCACUCCUGAGCCUCACACCUGUCAUACUGGAGGAGGAGGAGGAGGAUCACAAGGACCAUAUCUUCCUUCAAGACAUGGAGGGCCACUCCAAAGAAACCAGCUUCAGUAGCGACCUGGAAUCCCAGUAUCAGGCAAAUAUCGACCCCCACCUCACCGAUGGCGAGGCGCUGAAGCAAGAUGGAACCCACGAGGACAAUAACAACACCGUCAAACAACUAAAUCACAUGCACAAGCUGACCAACAUACUAAGGCGCAACUCCAGAGCCUCGCCAACAAUCACAGAAAAAAUCAUGAAUCUCAGGAACAAGGAACGAUCAUCAGAGACCUAUAACAUCUCCCGACACAUCGUUACAGACGAUACCAGAUUCCACAUCCAAACUCAGAAGAUUUCAGUGACUCUGAAACCUCCAGAAAACGAAACCCAAGCUAUACCUAGAACCACCAGCCUUCAGGGCAUGGAGAAGGACGUAAUCAAUGCCGUUUUAUCCGGAGAAGAUAUAUACGUUAAUGUUAUCAGGAAUCCAGUGAUGGUAGGCCUUAGGCUGGCCGGAGACCCAUACAGGGACGACACUAUUGAACAUGGCCACCAUCCAACACCUGUAGAUCAACAGGUGUUGAACAAGACCAACCCAGCAGGCAGCUGCAAAGCGGAGGUGAGACGACACCUGUCAACACCCAGAUGUGAACUGACUACUGAACUAUAAUGACGUUGCUGAGGGAUUGAACACCUGUCUAGGCUGAGGGACUGAACACCUGUCUAGGCUGAGAGACUGAACACCUGUCUAGGCUGAGGGACUGAACACCUACCUAGGCUGAGGGACUGAACACCUGUCUAGGCUGAGGGACUGAACACCUGUCUAGGCUGAGGGAGUGAACACCUACCUAGGCUGAGGGAGUGAACACCUACCUAGGCUGAGGGAGUGAACACCCACCUAG
Messenger RNA from Cherax quadricarinatus, 2116 nucleotides. It is a transcript of the gene T48, whose product is annotated as FU domain-containing protein T48. Lineage: Eukaryota; Metazoa; Arthropoda; Malacostraca; Decapoda; Parastacidae. The record is from RefSeq and is a predicted model, not a curated record.